Molecule: messenger RNA, 2854 nt
Organism: Ahaetulla prasina
Lineage: Eukaryota; Metazoa; Chordata; Lepidosauria; Squamata; Colubridae
Gene: SLC10A7
Product: solute carrier family 10 member 7
Exons: 13
Coding region: 647-1807 (386 amino acids)
Cellular component (GO): plasma membrane
Source: RefSeq, a predicted model, not a curated record
UCCCGCCGCUGGCUGGGCUAAAGAAGGGCUUCCCGGCUUUCCCGUUUCCCCGAUUGCCAGCCGCCGAGGAAAGGCAGCGGUGCAGGGUUCCUGCCCUCUCAGGCGCUUCCUUCCAACUUGGGGGUUGGGGGACACGUACACUGGGGGGGGGGGGCUGCUGACCCAACCUUUAGCCUGCUUGGGAGACACGCUUCUUUAGGACCCAGUUCUGGCAGGGCGCUCCUUCGGAUUAGCGCUCGGUCGCUGCUUUUGGGUCGUCCCGCCUCUCCCAUGAGGCUCUCCCAGGGGUGCAGAAAGCCCUAGCGGCGGCGGCGGCCUCCGGGCCCUGCCCCUGCCUGGCGGGACUCGCUGCCCUCCUGCCUCCUUCUUGCCCUCCAGAGCCAGGCUGAAGCGCGCGCGAGUCUAUUAGCGGUCGCGUGGUAGCGAUGGCGGCUUUCAGGGAGCCUGUUCCUGUCACUGGAUACUCACCAGCGGCGGCGGGAGCGGCGUUUAACUGGUUUGGCCGCGGCCGGCGGCACGUUGCGGAGCCGCUCUUGCGGGAGGGCCCGAGGGAAGUCCUGACCGACUCUCCUCCCCGCCCUCCUUCCUCGCUUCUCUCAGCCGCCCAAGACUCUCGGCUAGCCCCGCCGCUGCCGCCGCCGCUGCCAUGGCCAUCCUGGACAGGCUGAGGAAGGACUGGUUCAUGCUGGGGAUCGUCCUGGCCAUCACCGUCGCCAAGCUGGAGCCGGCCUUUGGGGUGAAGGGGGGACCACUGAAACCAGAAAUCACCAUCACAUAUGUAGCUGUCUCUGCUAUAUUCUUCAAUAGUGGGCUAUCCCUGAAAACAGAGGAGCUGACAAGUGCUUUGAUGCAUGUAAAAUUGCAUCUUUUUGUACAAAUCUUCACACUUGUAUUCUUCCCAACAGUUAUAUGGCUAUUUCUUCAGCUUCUAUCUAUUACAUCUAUAAAUGAAUGGCUUUUAAAAGGUUUGCAGACAGUAGGCUGUAUGCCACCGCCUGUAUCUUCAGCAGUGAUUUUAACUAAAGCUGUUGGGGGGAAUGAGGCAGCUGCUAUAUUUAACUCAGCCUUUGGAAGUUUUUUGAAAUUUCUGACAUCAAAAAAAAAUAAUUACUGCCUUAAUUGUGUGCAACAUAAGGAGAAAGAACAAAGUAGAAGAAAUAAAAGGGGGGCUAUCACAAUGAAUAGAUGGACACAUUUGGUUCAGGGCAUUGUUAUAACUCCUUUGCUUCUACUGCUUUUUCUUGGAUCCUCCUCUUCUGUGCCUUUUUCAUCUAUAUUCUCACAGCUCUUCAUGACUGUUGUAGUUCCACUCAUAAUUGGACAGAUUGUCCGAAGAUACAUUAAGGAAUGGCUUGAGAGAAAGAAGCCUCCAUUUGGUGCUAUCAGCAGUUGUGUACUCUUAAUGAUCAUCUAUACAACAUUCUGUGAUACUUUCUCUAAUCCAAAUAUUGAUCUUGAUAAAUUUAGCCUGAUCGUAAUAGUUUUUAUAAUAUUUUCAGUUCAGCUGGGAUUUAUGAUGUUAACUUUCUUCUUUUCUACCAGAAAGAGUUCUGGCUUUACACCAGCAGACACAGUGGCUAUUAUUUUCUGUUCCACACACAAAUCUCUAACCUUAGGUAUACCAAUGCUGAAGAUAGUAUUUGAAGGCUACAAGCAUCUAUCCUUAAUUUCAGUCCCAUUACUUAUAUAUCAUCCCGCCCAGAUCCUCCUUGGCAGCAUUUUGGUACCAACAAUAAAAUCUUGGAUGAUUUCUAGACAAAAGGCAAUGAAAUUAACAAGGCAGCCCAAAGUACCAGUGAAAGUAUAAUGGAACAGCCCUCGUGAAUGUAUAUAUGUCCUAUUUUGUACAUACAGAGAGACAAUGCAAAAGAUGAUCCUAUAUGAAUGUUGCCUCAGCACUUACUUUAUUUUUAUACCUACAAAUAUAUUUAAAAUACCUACUGAAGUGCCUUAAAAUACUUUUGACAAAAGCAUUGAUUCCAAAUCAGUUGACUGGUUAUUAUAAGAGGUUGCACUCAGAAUUUGCAUUCAUUCACUUUUAUUUCUCUUCCUGACCAAAUCAUCCUAUUUAAACUUUAAAGCUUCCAUGAUCACUUCUCAGUGGCACAUCUCAAUCCACCUUUUCUGUAAGCUUUAUUGCAGUGAAUGAAGACCAAACUGGACCUAUCCGUUGUUCUAAUUAUUCAUGAACUUUUUAUAUGUUUUCUCGGGCACUGUCUUCUUCUAAUUCCUUGAAGAUGAUUUCUGAAGAUUUAAGUGAGAAAUGAACUUGAUUUUUGAUGAUUCUGUCACGUCCUUAUUUUGACAUGCCUUUUUUCUUCCAAAUUUGUGUAUAUUUAGCAAGGGACCAGCCGUUGGAGAGAAACUGAGAAGCAUAAAUUAUUUGGAUUUGUUGAGACAAUUCUCAAUAAUUCCUUCCUUCAAAGUUAAUGGCUUCUCAAGAUAAUUCAGAUUCAUUUUUAUGGUGCUGUAGCAUUUAUAUCUUAAAUGAACUGUGAACUUCCUCAAAGGCAAGGCGAUAAGGAAACACCAGUGAUUUACAAGCACAGCUGGAUGAGUGUUUUUAUUAUCAUUGCUAUAGUUUACUAAAAACAGAUUAUCUUUUUCCCUUGUGCAGGACAUCCCACCGAAUAGUGACAGAAAAAUACUAAUAAUGCAGCGGUCACUUUAUUGCCACUUACAAGCUUUUCAGUGCUAUAUUUGUUCGAUAUCCCAUGAGCAGCAUACAAAAACUAAUGAGGUUGGAAGACUGCCACCUCAAGCUAGCAAAAAUACAUAUAUUCCAUAGAAAUUUAAGCAGCAUUGGAAUGCAUAUAUCUAGUUAACCUGACAAUCAGAGUUUAAAGGUGAUUUU